AUGAGUAAAUAAAACCGGAAUUGAUUUCAGUAGCAGGAACUUUUCUUAGGUUUACACCGUUAAUUUCCUAUAAUUGACUUUCACUGUACUUGUAUAAAGAAAGAAAAAAAACCAGAAAGCACAAAAAAUAAAAAUAAAGAAAACGACAAUUCUAACUAGAAGCUUUGACGUUCAGCUAUUGUGGACUGUACCUCGGCAACUGACCUACAGAUAUUUUACUUGCACAAAAGAAGAAAGAAAAUUCUUGACCAUUUCUCUUCAGAAUUCUUGUAUCAAAUAACAACCUGCUUCCUGCAAUUACUUGUUGGUUAAUGUGUGCCAUUCGAGUACAGAAAACAAAAUUGCUAUGAUGCAGCACCAUCACAUUUGGAUAGCAGACAAUGGAUAAACUAUGUCAGUUGAGUUUUCAAAUAGCUCACAAUCCUACCCAACUCUUCUAAUCAUGUUACAUGUGAAAUAAUUUAGUGCUGUUGUUUACAAGUAUUCAAGCUAGCAAUCCAUUUCACUUCAACAGUUGUGUGUGGACUCCUUCAAAGUUCAUCAUUUGUAUAUAUACAUGAAUAUUUUGUGUCUAAGUUAAUUUAUGUCCUUCUGUCAUCGUAAAUUAUAGUAACAAGCUGACAUUUUUUACUUUUUUUAUUAUUUAUUACCUUCUUCAAUGUUUUUUUUUUUUAGUAAAACCUCAUUUACAAAAGGUUUAGCAAAUACUGUAUUUUAUUUAUAACUUAUUCUAUUUAGAAUUAAAAAUAAAUAAAAAAAUUCUUCAACUGCUCGUUAAAUAAAGCACUUGAAAGUAAGCUUGCAAAUCAAAAGAAACAAAGUAAAACAAAUAGUCUCUCUCUUUCUCUCUCUCUCUCUCUCUCUCUGCUUGUCUGUGCAAUAAACAAAAUUGAUCUCAAUAAAAUCUGAAAACAUGACUCCUACUUAAAUACAUCUAUGUUACUACCCCAGGAUCUUAACGAGAUAUUUUAUGAUUGAUCCAACUCACAAAGCUAUUUCAAACAACUGAUUCAAUAUCCUAAAAACCCUGUCGAUACAUCAUUACAAAGAACAAAACUAAAUCUAUUUAUUUAUACAUGCGUUUUAUCAAUUCCCUUGGACAUCUAAAGAACAGUAUUAUCUUGUUUUGUUUUCUUUUGUAAUAUUUAAAAUUUUCAACUAUUUAUAAUCAAUUCCCCAGUUUAUUUUUCAAGCUUAUUUUCAAGUUUAUACUGGUAGUUUGUUAAUUUAAUUUUCUUUGCAAAUUAACAAGCAGGCUUAUUAAUUUCUCAUUGUCAGUUUAUUUGACAGACAGCACUUCAUUAUAAUUCAUACAACCAUUGUGAAUAUUUUCUUCUUCCCUUCUAAGACUGGCAGAUUUAACUGGACAACAGACAUAGUCAUUGUGCAAUAAUAAUUGAGAUUCUAGCUGUCAUAGUUUCCCCACCAUUAGAACCCACAGAACUACCAUAAUCAUCAUAGAGAGAAGAACCUUUAAUUUAUUAUUACCUUCAUCAUGGAAGAAGCCAAUCCAGUAUUCACCCAAUACGUCGACGUGGGAAAGAUAACCGAUUUCAAUACCAAAGUCAAUUCCUUAACAGCUAACCAGUCUUCGUCGCCCAUCCGAACGCCAAGUUCUUCUGAAGAGGAACUGCGACAGUUGCUUAACUUGCGGGACAGAAAACCUCUGAAAUUAUUUCUCAGGUCAAAUCAUUGGCCAGUUGACCACCCUUUACGAAAGACCCUCUGGCCACUUCUCUGCUCAAACUUACACAAGACGCACAGCAGCAUUUAUGAGGAAAUGAAAGAACAGUUGUUUGGAAACGAGACCAAAAACCACGUUCCUGUAUCAGUCUUAGGAGACCACAAAAUUUCCACACCAUAUUUCUUAAACAACUUAGGCAUGGAAGAAGUUGAAAAGAUUUUGGCAAUCAUUUCCCAUACGAAUCCUGAUAUUUCUUACUGUCCAGUGCUCCAAUGUUUAGUCAGUAUCCUGCUUCAUUACAUGGAACCUUCGGAUUGUUUCAACACCGUUUACAAUUUGUUCCGCAGCAAAGCCCAGUUUUACUUACCCAUGAAUAAAUCAUCCCAUAAUGCAAUUAAACUGGUUAUGCGAGACCUUUCGAAGAAAUAUGCAAGAUCUGCUCAUAGUUAUAUCCAGCAGCACAGUAAAUCUACAGAAACUGUAUUUCAUGACUGGCUUUGGUGGAUUUUCAGAGACUUACCAUUCCAUUUUCUGGUGAAAGUAAUUGAUUGCUACCUGCUUGAAGGAUUCAAGGUAUUUUAUAGAGUGUCCAUUGUAUUACUAACACUCUUCUCCAAACAAUCAGGAAAACAGCCUCUUUCUGCUAACCACACCGUUCAACAAGCUGUUCAACAUUCUAUAGAAAAUCUGUCUAUUCGUGUGGAUAAAUUCGGCAAGUUAAUCUUUGGAAUACGAGGACUUAACAGAAAAGAAAUUAGAAAAUUUCUUGUGAAAAACGAAAUGCUUGUUAAAAGUCGUGCCAAAGCCCUCAAUACCUCUUUGUCGAGCUGGUCGCUCGGAGCAGAACCCCAAGACGGUGCUAGUACAUCAAAAAACUUCAUGGGAACUGUCAUACAGUCUCCUUCUUCUUCUGUUCUCAGUCUAGACAAUCAGGCCCAAAAACGACGGUCUAUGUCUGUUGGCAUGGUUACCCUACCAACAAUGAACUGUCAUUCUCUACCUCAGGCUGAUUUCUAUGUUAUAUGGAGUUGGUUGCCAGCUCGAUCAGCUGUUUGCCAGCCUAAACUGCUCUACACAUCAGAAGAACAUGGCGUGAGCUUAAGGACGCUUUAUGUUAUGACAGAAGAAUACGAACCAACAAUCAUUGUUAUAAAGACUUUAACCGAUGAGGUAUUUGGUGCAUUCUGUUCUAGCAGUUGGUCUAACCGUAAGCAGAGCAGCAAAAACAUUUCUUAUUUUGGAACCGGUGAGACCUUUCUCUUCACAUUAAAACCAGAACAGAAGAAGUUCCCUUGGAUUGGUUACAGUCGACCAGACAUUUCUCGGAAUGCUGCUAGCAUGUUUAUGGCUGGCGAUAGUUCAGUUCUCAUCAUUGGAGGAGGAGGAGGUAAUGCCAUUAUGCUUGACGAGAACCUACUUCACUGUCGUACAGAAGAAACUGAAACCUUUGGCAAUCCACCUUUAUGCUCUAGCAAAGAUUUUGAAUGUAAAGUAGUUGAGAUAUUUGGCUUCGAGUGAACUUAAUUGCUGGUAUUUCUGUGAAACGUGUUUGAACUGUAAAGAAGAGAGAAAAAAAACUUGCGUAUUGUAGUUCACCUUCAAAUUACUGUUGGAAUAAGUAUGUCACGUACAGAACUAUGAAAAUGAGGGAGAGAAAAAGUAAAGAAAAUUAUCUUUCGCUUUAAGGAAUUAUUUAUCUAUAUAUAUAUAUUGUUUUUAACAAUUCAUAAAACUCGUUUCAAAAUGUAUUAAUUGGUCUGAAAGUUUGAUUGGUGAGUGACGAUUCCUUCAAAGGAUUUUUCUUAGAAUUCAAUGAAUCCAAUUCAAUUGAUUUGAUAUUCUUCUAAACUGUCUGUGAUGUUACCUCCUCUUUACACGAAAAAAAUGGCUAUAGAACCCCUCUCUCCUCCCAUCUGUGAUGUGUUCGCAUUUUAGAUGUGCUUAUUGUGCAAUUAUUUAUUUUAAUUUUUUUUUAAAACCCUACUUUCUAAUUGAAUGAAACUUGAAUUUGGAAGUAACACAUACAACCAUCACUAUUUUUGAAAUUUAUGGAUUUUUUUUUUAACAAGUAAUUUUAUAUUCACUUUUCUUACUUCAUGGUUUUAUCUUAAUUUAUGCAUUUUACUCAAUAUUUUAUCCUUUUUUUUUUUUUUUUUUUUUUUAAUAAUUUUAUCUUCAUUGAUUCCUUGCUUGCCAUUUCUCCCUAAUACGUAACUGUUAGGAAUUGCUUUUAGUUUUUGUUAUUGUUCCUCUAAAUUCUAAGAAUAAAGAUUUGUAAGAGGAAAACAAAACAUCUUAGCUUCAUUUUUUAAAAUUAUUUUUUUAUACAAAUGUUAGCAUUAAUUUAUAAGUAUUAUCAGUACAUUACAAUACCAAUAGAAAGUGAAGUGAGGUUAGCUGUGUGACAGUGACAAAGUGAAGCUGCUUUCUGAAAUUCUAUUGUCAAAGUGAAAAAGAAAAAUCAAAAGAGUUCUACUGCUGGUUUCUGGAAAUCUUCAGACUUUUAUUCCCUUAAUGUAGUUUUUACAUAGAAUUCCUGUUUGAGGGUUAGCAAAAAUCUAGUGGCAGACACCAUUUCAAAGACUGAAACUUCCUUGGAUAUUUUAGAUUCAUAUUACUUGUUUUGUUGGCAUUAGUUUUGUUUUUACAUACUAGUUGCAGAUGGUUCAGAGCCUGGGUAGAAAAUGGUAGCAUAAUAGUGUUUUUGAUUCAGGCAUAUUUGUAUUCUCAACUGCAGGCAUUGCAUUGAUUGCUUCUUGACUCUACAUUAUCCAUCUAAGAAUUCAGUGUUAUUACAAUAAAAAAAAAUUUUAAAUAGCAGUGGAUGAUAAUAUUGGAUGAAUUAAUACAUUUUAUGGUAUUUUGUAUUUCUUUAUAUUUGCAAUUGUUGAACACUAGCAUCAUUGGUUACAGGUUUCCAGCAGGUUAAUUAAUCACUGGUUCUCUGCAUUUCUGACUGAGGGUGACAAGGGAGUGUUUGUAACUCAAUGCAGAAUAUUGCCAAGGUAUAUAUGCACAUGCACGUCUUCUGCACAGUAUUUGUUAGUCAAGUCUCAUUCACAUAUUAUUGGUCAGACUGAGCCAGUUGUUGAAGAUAUUGCCCCCAUAUGCAGCAUACAUUGGGGCCCCAUGUCUAGAACCACAUGGCUGCGAAAUUCUCUUAAUUAUGCAGUCAUACCUGUAGACCCCAUUAAUUUCUAAGUUCAAAUCCCACUGAAAUUGACUUUGAGGAGGUGGAAGGCAUAAAAAGAAAAUGUGGUAGUAAAGUUUUAAGUUAAUUUAAUCAACUAUGCUGUCACCACUACCACCAAACAAAUUGCUUAGUGACAUUCCAUUCACCUUUUCCUUUUAUCCUUUCAGGGUCAAUGUAAUCGACUGGUCCCCUCCACCAAAAUAUCACAUUUUUUUGUUUAUAGUAGAAAGAAAUUGUUAUUAUUAAAGUGGUGGUAAGGUAAUGGAAUUGUUAGCAUGCUGGAAAAAAUGCUUAACGGCAUUUGAACAUUGUGUUCAAGUUCCACCAGGUCAAUUUUGUCUUUCCUUCUUUUGAGGUCAUGACAUCUCUCUUCCUUCAAAAACUGCUGCCGUUGUCUCAAAAUUUGAAGCCAUUAUUAUUAUUAUUAAAACAUGGUUUUAUAUCAGACAAAAUAACUACUGAUUAGCAGAAUUAAUAGUUCAUCCAACAAAAUGAAUGAUAAACGGCUGAAUUGUUGGUGUAUGAGAAAAAUGCAUUUUAGGGAUUUAGUAAAAUGUUCCAAGUUCCUGAUGUUGACUUUACAUUUCAUAUUUCUGGCAUCAAUAAUAUAUAUAUAUAUGCACCACUCACAUACUGGGGUGUGAUUUCAUUCUUUACCUCCCCCAAAUUAGUGAUCUCCAUUAGGAAUAAUUUUUACCUCUCAUUUGACCAGAUUGACAGAAUCAGUCGAGCUUGGUCAAAAUAUCUUGCCAUCUUUGUUUUCUGCUCUUUACAUCCCAAGUCCCCCUACACUGCCAAAGUCAAUUUUGCCUUUCAUUCUACAGAAGUCGGUAAAAUAAAGUGCCAGUUUAGUACAGGAAAGGCAGGUUGUGAGGUUGAUUUAAUUGACUGUCCUCCCCUACUAUAUUUCUAGACUUGUGCCUACAUUAAAAAUGAUCGUUAAAUUAGAGUUGUUUUCUUUUUUUGUGUUUUAAGUUCAAAUCCCACCGAGGUCAAUCUUUUUGUUCCUUCCAUAGUCAAUGAAAUAAAGAUAAGUACUGAGAUUAAUAUAAUUGACCAUUCCGUGUCAGCCUUUUGUUUAUGAAGGAAAUCAUCAUCAUCAUCAUCAUCAUCAUUAUUAUUAUUAUUAUUAUUAUUAUUAUUAUUAUUAUUAUUAUUAAGGUGGUAAGCUGGUAGAAUCAUUAGUAUGCCAGGCAAAAUGCUUAGCAGUAUUUCGUCUGUCUGCACAUUCUGAGUUCAAAUUCCGCUGAAGUUGACUUUGCUUUUCAUCCCUUCAGAGUCAAUAAAAUACGUAUCAGUUGAUCACUGGGGUCGAUUUAAUCAACUUAGCCCCCUCCCCCGAAAUUGCUGGCCUUGUGCCAAAAUUCGAAACCCAUUAUUAUUAUUAAGGUGGUAGCUGGCAGAUUUGUUAGCACACUGAAUAAAUGCUUAGCGGUAUUUCAUGUCUUUAUAUUUUGUGUUUUAAGGUGAUGAGCUGGCAAAAUACUUAGCAAUAUUUUUGUCUACCUUUACGUUCUGAGUUCAAAUUCCACUGUGGUUGGCUUUAACUUUCAUCCUUUUGGGGUCAACAAAAUAAGAAUCAGCUGAGCAUUAGGGUCAACGUAAUCAACUUGUCUCCUCCCACGAAAUUGCUAGCCUUGUGCCCAAAUUUGAAACCAAUAUUUAUUAUUGGCAAGCUGGAAAAAUCCUUAACCUGUCAGACAAAACGUUUAGCUGCAUUUCUUCUGGUUCUUCACAAUCAGUUCAAAUUCUGCGAAGUUUAGCUUUGCCUUCCACCUUUUUGGUGUUAGUAAAAUAAUUCCCUUAAAAUUGCUGGCCUUGUACCUAAAUUAGAAUUACUGCACCUAGAUGGCCAUGGGGAAAUAUUACCUUGCUUGGAAACAAGUGGGGGUUAGUGACAAGGGUAUCUAGUCAUGGAAAAUCUGCUUCAAAUUCCAUCUGAUCCAUGCUAGCAUAGAAAAGUAGAUGUUAAAACAAUGAUGAAAUUUUUAUUUGAAUAUGCAGAAUUGACAAGAUAAAUAAUGGCUGCUAUCAUGUUGUUAUUUAGAGACUGAUUUUAUAUAAUUAUAAAGGUUUCUAAUGUAAGCAAAUCACCUAGAUUUGGGGUAAGGGUGCAGUGGGUUCUGUCUGACCUGAAGGAUGACUGACAAAGUUGACCAUGGUGGGAUUAGAAUGUGAAGGUCUGACUGUAUUCCUUGAGACUCUUUGUGCAAUACUUAAAUUGAUGCUGUAAUGACAAUAGUUGAUUGGUAGUUUAUUUUUAUCUACCUCGGAAAGGUGAAAAUCAGAUAAUGAUAAUAAUCCUUUCUAUAAUAGGCAGAAGGCCUGAAAUUUUGGGAGGGAACACUAGUCAAUUUCAUUGACCCCAGUGCUUGAUUGGCAUUUAUUUUCAUCAACCCUGAAAGGAUGAAAGGUGAAGUUAAUCUCAGAGAUAUUUGAAUAAUUCAGGAUAAUUUUUGUACAAGACCAGGUGUUUUAGGGGAGGGUCUAAAUCUAUUACAUUUCCUUCAGUACUCAACUGAUACUUAUUUUAUUGACCCUGAAAGGUUGAAAGGCAAAGUCGGCCUCAACAGAAUUUGAACCCAGAAUGUAAAGAGAUGGAACAAAUGCCACUAAACAUUUUGUCUGACUCCUGAUCCUGCCAGCUUACCACCUUAAUAAUAAAUGGUGUCUCUGUUUAUAUAUCCAUCCAUGUAUGGGCAUAUCUAGCUACUUCCAAGUAAGUUAGUCUAGAUCUCACAUAGCAAUAAUGAGUAAGGGUUUGAAGUACAUCUUUGUCUAAUUAAAGGCAAAUCUGCUAAUUAGUUUUCUUUCAGAGUACUAUGAAUACUGUCAAUAACAUGCUUUGUCAUUUUAAAAAAUGAAUUAAAGCAGAAAACUAAAAUAAAAGAAAUUUAUAUAUAUAUGUAUAUGCAUGCAUGCACCCAGACUCACAGUCUUCCAUACACAUGUAACGUAUUGUCAUAUUAUACACACAAAAACAACUAUAUAUAUAUUAGAGUAGUAUAGUUUUCAUGAAGCAUCAUCUCAUUAAAGCCUGAAAGAGACAGGCUUCUAUUAGAGGCCUGUGAAGCUUAGUCACCUGGAUCCAAAUCAAACCGUUUAAAAUAAUACAUGUAACUUCUACUAAAUGUAUUAGGUGCCCCUUUUCUUCCAUUUAUCCACUCGUUUGUGUGUAUAUGUAUGUAUGUUGGCGAUUUCUUUGCCUCCUUUCCAAUGAAGAGCUAUACUUGAAAUGUCAAACUCUUGUUUUACCAAGCAUCAAGCUAAUACAUUCCUUGUGCAUGUCCUCUUGUCCAUUAAUUUUAUUCAUUUAUUUUUGAAUUGACUAUAUAUAUAUAUAUAUAUAUGUAUACAAAAAUAAGAGGAAUGACCAGCAAAAGUGGACUCCUAUAUGCUUGAAAUAGAUGCCGAAUCAUCUAACCAUGAAAAAUGUUCUCAGUAAAAAUUUAGUGACACAACAGGCUGUUGUGUCGCUAAAUUUUUACUGAGAACAUUUUUCGUGGUUAGAUGAUUCGGCAUCUAUUUCAAGCAUAUAGGAGUCCACUUUUGCUGGUCAUUCCUCUUAUUUUUGUAUGUAAUAUAAUUUUAAUCUUUGGAUUUUUUUAAUAUGCUGGACCACUGGUUUUAAUUGAUUAAUAUUAAUUUCUACCCUUAUUAAUAAAUUUUAUAUAUAUGUAUAUAUAUAUAUAUAUAUAUACACAUACGUAAUAUCAUAGCUUUUUUUUUUUUUUUUUAUAAACCAAAACAAUGCAGGUUAUAAAAAUUAUACAGGUUGAUAAUUUUAUCUGGUAUUUCAAGGUUGGGACCCCUUCCUGAAAUAUUUGGACAGAGAAGUCAGCGAAUAACAACUUUUCUCCAAACCUUUCCUGACAAAGGGUUCUUCUAAGCCUGAAAUGUUGUAAUAUCAGGUAUAAAACAAUCAAUCUGUUUCCUUUUUAUAAACGCAUUGCUUCAGCUUUCAGAAAAAAAAAUAUACUCAAAAUUUAAAUAUAGUCAUUUAUGUGUAUGUAUAUAUAGUUUUUGUGUGUGUGUGUGUACAUGCAUUUAUGCACACACACACAUACAUACACACCUCCAACAAUGUUUUGCUACAAAAUAUGAAAUGGUCACCUUUUCUGUUUGCUGCAGCAGAAAAAUGCCCCAAGGGCAUGUUCUGUACAACACUUAAGUUUUAACCCUAAUUUCCUUAUAUAUACACACACACACACCAUUCCUAUGCUUUUAUACUUAUCAUUGUUUUACAUACAUACACAAAUAUUAGUUAUUUACUUUCUUUCACCGCCAUCUUUAAACAUCAACAUUAAUUUCUCACUGUGAUAAUUUAAAAAAUUCUUUUUAAUAAAAAAAAAUAAAUAAAAUACUUUUAGUUUUGUUUUUCUCUUGUGUUGCUAUUUCUUUUUUUUAUAUUUCACUUCUGACUAUCUGUGCAAAUUAACCAGUUGGUUAACUUGGUCUUUUGCAACCCUAGUGUCCCAUUCUCUCUUUCUCUCACACACACAAACAAGAGUGCUCUUUUGUCUGUGUGGCAUCUUGGACUUUUUUAUCAUAACCUCAGUCAACUGAUGACUUACAAGUGGUGAAAUUGGAUGGACAGAAACUGUGGAAGCCUGUCAGAUGAACUAUACUUGUAAUUCAAAAAGGACCAACUUUUGUCAUUAUGUCCUCACAUGGCACCAUACUGAUUCUGUCCAAGGAUUACAUUAACCUUUGAGCAUUUAAACCAUCCAUGCCUGGCAUAGGGUAGUGAGCUGACAAUUGUUAGCAGACCAGGCAAAAUGUCUUUGUUCCAAGUUCAAAUUCCACAAAGUUGACUUUGCCUUUUAUCCUGUUGGGCUCUAUAAAAUAAGUACCAUGUGGUCACUGGGGUCAAUGCAAUUGGCUUAACUACUGGGCAUGAGUAUAGAAACUGCUCCCUUUGUCAAGCCAGUAUGGCAGAGUGGGCUUAUCAAACGAGUAUGAUCUCAAGCCAUUCUUUGGUGGAGAGAACAUGCUGAGCCCUUUGUGCUACAGUGGACUGAACAUGAGCAAUCCAAUCCAAAAAUGUCUGGUCUAAAUAUUUUACCAGUUUUAUAUCCAAACUGACCAGAUCCAGUCUGCCACACCAACCCUAAAAAUAAUCACAAUGUGGUUGGUAUUUGGUAGGGCAUUCAGCUGUAAAAAUCAUACCAAAACUGACGUUACCUGUGCUGAUGCCAUGUAAAAAGCAAUCAGUCUACUCUAUGGAGUGGUUGGUGUUAGGAAUGGCAUCCAGCCAUAAGAACCAUGCAAAACGGACACAGUAGUCUGGUGUAGUCUUCUACCUGGUUGGCUCCUGUCGAACCAUCCAACCUAUUCUAGCAUGGAAGACAAACGGUAAAUGAUGAUGAUCAUCAGAAUCUCAAAGCUAUGAGAUAAUGCAAAGUCAAUUCACAACAAUAUGAAUAAAUAAGCAUUACAUUUCACAGAGUAAUCUGAAUGCUAAAUGGUUAAGGUUACACUUGUCUGUGGUGUACACAGCCACUUACUUAAAUACAUACACAAUAAGCCGUUCAGUGGAGCAAACAACAAGAAUACUCAUUAUCAAAAUCAGUGGAGUUCCAUUUCCAUAAGUUUGUGCAUUAUGUAUGUAUACGUCCAUUUGUGUUUCAAGCAAAUGGGUCCUUCCCUUUGUUACCCUUUUGUUUUUUUUGUUUGUUUUUUUUUGUUUUUUUUGUACUUUUUUUAUACGGAAAUUUUGCUAUGGCGUGUUGAUGUUCCGAAGAAGCGUGGCAGUAUACAUGAUGGUGGUGAUGCCCCAUGUUUAUACAUUGUUAUUAAAUAUGCCUUAUCUUAAAAAAAAAAGAACUGAAAGUAUGUCUUUUGUUGUGGUUUGUAUAAAGUAUCCUGCCUGUGGAAUAAAAUGACAAAGUAAAUGAUAUGCAAAAAAGAAAAAAAACAAAGAAAAGCACACAAACACA
Molecule: messenger RNA, 10816 nt
Organism: Octopus bimaculoides (California two-spot octopus)
Lineage: Eukaryota; Metazoa; Mollusca; Cephalopoda; Octopoda; Octopodidae
Product: GTPase-activating protein skywalker
Source: RefSeq, a predicted model, not a curated record